AUGGACAUCUGGUCUGGAGCCAUUGCGCUGGACAGGCAAUCUCAGCUUCGAGGUUUACGUCUAAUCGACCCGACGUCGAAUUGGCAAUCGGAUACACUCAAAGACUCAAUUUUGGCCUUUCGCUCCUUCGUUAAUCCCGCACUAAUACCGGUUUAUGCGAGAACUGGACCGAGCCUUGAAGUACACACAGCUGACAUUGAAACAUCACAAUGGCUUAAGAGCAAAUUGCUGGGCAAUAUAUGGUUGGAGGAGGAGGAACUAGAAAAGUUCGAGACGUUUCAAUGUCCGGUUGGAAUCCUUCUCAGUAUCAACAGACCAUCGGGAACCAAGGCCUCUGGUCUCCUUGCAACAGAUCUAUUGGUCUAUGGUGUCUUGUCAAGCGCAGCCUCGUUUGAACGGCCACCUACUCCGCCUAUCUCAUCUUCGCCCGGGUCGAGUGAGUAUGCAUCUCAUGUUCAUAAGCAGGAGUUGAGGAUCUAUGCGACCCCCCUCUCUUCAUCCCUCAUCACAAAGACUCAGGCUCUUUGUUCCCCACCGCGAAAUCCGGACGGGCUCGCCAGCGAUGGUCGAUUUUCUGAAUUUCUUCCGGACAUUCGGUCACCCAGUCCCAAGCGUAAACGAGUCGCUACGCUGUUUGAGACAGCUGCUCAGCACCACAAGAAAGUGCGACAGAAAGGAGGAGAGGCAGUGUCCCAGUUGAUGGCCAGCUCACUUUCUCAUUCUUCCCAACAUCGGCAGACUCUCAGAAUCAAGCGUGAGUCCGAGGAACCGUCACUUCCACUAUUAGAAAGGAUAGUCUCUCAGCGGUCGCGGUCAUUGUCCAUUGGAGCCAAUCUGCAUCCCCUCAAACCGUCUGAUCUUCGAAAUGAACAGUCCCGACCCAGCAGCCGCAGAAGUCACUUUACUUCGCGAAAGAACACCCCGAAUCCAUUCUUGGAAUCUACCUCCCGAAGGCAACAGUCGCCGGCGUUACCCUCUUCGGAUGACAAGUUGGAGCCUUCUUCGACACCUAAAGAUGCAGAAACCAUUGUUUCUGAGAAUAAAAACACCAUCACUCGUACCAUCUUGACAUGCAUGCGAUUGUACGGCUUCAAUCGCUCAUCGCGAUCUACAAGCACAGCCAAAAAUGGCAACGGGACGAAUUCCGAUAUAAAUUUGCCCACGGAGAUAGGGGCAACAUCCAGUACCGACGAAGAUGAGUUCAAGACCAUGUAUCAUGCAACUUAUCGCGCAUCAACAUUUGCCCUCCGCAAGUAUCUGAAGGAAUGCUCCGGCACCGGCGCAAAGGACCUUCCGCCUUUGCUAGAAAAAGAAAAGGCAAUGACAUAUAUAGACGAGUUUUUGAGACUAUUUUGUGAAGAGCAUUAA
This is a messenger RNA of Aspergillus thermomutatus, 1368 nucleotides long. RefSeq lists its product as uncharacterized. The record is from RefSeq and is a predicted model, not a curated record. The transcript is spliced from 2 exons. The coding region runs from base 1 to 1368 and encodes 455 amino acids. NCBI's taxonomy places the organism in Eukaryota, Fungi, Ascomycota, Eurotiomycetes, Eurotiales, Aspergillaceae.